AUGAUUGUUCAAGCAUGCUUGGCAUUAAGUUACUAUCAAGUUCUACCACUGGAGAUGAUACAACGAGUGUUUAAUAUUGAUUUUAUAACACGGAUAGAGAAGGAAUUAUCACUUACUUCUCAUACGCAAAGAAACCCAAGAAGUAUAUUAAAUUUGGUCAUGCAGUUGAACCGAUCGAUUUGCCUUAAUUAUCCAGAAGCUAGAGUGCCAUGGUUCCAGCAAAAUUUUAUUGAGGCACAAUUAGUAGCAAGUCCACCAAAGUCUAAUCCGUAUACGAAUGAAAUAUACAAAAUGUUGCUGUCUUAUGUUGGAGGUGACAAAAGUAUGAUUAGAUUGAAUCAUAAGACACCAUACGGAUACAGGAUACCUUUCGUGGUUUAUUUCAAUUCACAAAGACAACUAGUUUCACCACCAUUUGACGAGGGUCCUCAAACAUUAAACAAAGUGGCUAUAAUACCUUUGCCAAAAACACCUGUUCAAUUCAACGGUAGAAGUAAUAAACGUGGAAUCGAUAUUCUCCAAGAGCGUCAUCUUAGUAUAUUGGGAUAUAUUGUGAUACAAAUUUGCUACCGAGAAUGGAAUUCAAUUUACAUGGAUUUGCCUGGUGCUCGUGAAGAAUAUCUUCAAAAUAUUUUCAAUAAAUAUAAAUUUCUGGUGUCCUAAUAACUAACCGGAUGAGUACGAAAUGUUGCACCCAAAAUGUGUAGCGAUGGUGUAUUAUCGCACUAAAAAAUCAAUUAUUAAAUAAAAGAGCAUCGAUUAUUGUACAUUAGAAA
Contarinia nasturtii (swede midge) is the source of this 776-nucleotide messenger RNA. Its product is annotated as FAST kinase domain-containing protein 1, mitochondrial-like. Lineage: Eukaryota; Metazoa; Arthropoda; Insecta; Diptera; Cecidomyiidae. The record is from RefSeq and is a predicted model, not a curated record. The transcript has 6 exons. Bases 1 to 663 code for a protein of 220 amino acids.